AUGCCGAUUUAUUAUCACGAGCCCGAGUACAAAAGUAGUGUCGUCAAAACAGGAAUUCCUCCAACGCAUGCGUCUUAUGACGUGAGUUCGAGUUUUGUUGAGCAAUGCACAGGAUAUUACGGUGCUUGGAUCAGAAAUGACACAAUUCAAAAACUUAAAUGUCUAUCCACGUAUCCUGAUUGGAUGAGCAAGCAAAAAGAACAUCUUAGAUAUAUGACAAUUGGGAAUAUUUUUAUACCGGGGACUCAUAAUUCUGGAUCGUAUAGUGAAGGAAUUCCUCAAACACUUACUGAAAGAUAUAGCGUAACCCAAGAUGCGACUAUACUGGAUCAACUGAUUUCCGGAGCGCAUUUUCUGGACCUAAGACCCUGCAAGUAUCAAUACGACUACUGGAUUUGUCAUGGUUCGUACUACAUGCAGCCAUUUGAAGCAGUGAUCCGUGAUAUAAAAGAAUUUAUGGACAAUACGGACGAAAUUGUGAUCCUGAGCUUCAAAGAAUUUCCAAACGCAGAGCUGAACGAUCACAUUGCACCAAUACCGUUCGGACUGCAGCGUAAAAUGACUUUAGGCGAGAUGUGGGAUUCCGGAAAACGGCUAAUUAUCAGCUAUGAUUAUAGCGUAAGAUCAAAAUCGUCAAUGCGCAGUGGUUAUAGAUUCUGGGACCCGAUAGUCCAAGAGUGGGGAAACGUGAAUUCUCCUGAAAAACUCAAGGAAUUCAUUGACAAACAUGAAAGUUAUUCUAAAAAUGCUGCUAAAUUAUGGGAUGACGACCCGCUAAUCUUCCGAGCGAUGAUGGCUGCAGUAACUUUGGAUAUGACCUCAAUAGUAACUGAUUCAGUUGCUCAUUUUUUUGGCCAAGGGAGUUAUUCUUUGCGGGAAAUUGGUACCCAAGUUGGGCCACUAGUUACUGAAUGGUACAAUGAAAAUUAUUGUUCGUCGGCGAAUAUUGUAACUGUUGACUUCAUCGACGCAACGGGAAUCGUCCCAGUUGCGAUUUAUUGGAAUAAAAUCCGGGGGGAGCGCAAUUAUGCAAAAAAGAUUAAUAGCUCAAAUAUUUAA
Cotesia congregata is the source of this 1059-nucleotide messenger RNA. The record is from the annotation of a GenBank genome assembly. NCBI's taxonomy places the organism in Eukaryota, Metazoa, Arthropoda, Insecta, Hymenoptera, Braconidae.